Helobdella robusta is the source of this 1395-nucleotide messenger RNA. RefSeq lists its product as hypothetical. Gene Ontology annotation, cellular component: plasma membrane; focal adhesion; cytoskeleton. Lineage: Eukaryota; Metazoa; Annelida; Clitellata; Rhynchobdellida; Glossiphoniidae. Gene Ontology annotation, molecular function: integrin binding. The record is from RefSeq and is a predicted model, not a curated record. The transcript is spliced from 11 exons. The coding region runs from base 1 to 1395 and encodes 464 amino acids. Gene Ontology annotation, biological process: cell-cell adhesion.
AUGGCCAACUUAACAUUGAAAGUGUUGGUUGAGGGUGGAGGUGUCAUUCGCACCAUGCAGUUCCAUCCGUCCACCAUUGCAUUCGACGCUUGCACCAUCAUCAAGCAGAAACUUCCGGAAGCUAGGAUGCUCAUCAUUAACAACAACAACAACACAAGCAGUCAAUAUGGCCUCUACCUAACUGACGACGAUCCUAAAAAAGGUAUUUGGUUGGAACCUGGAAGGACCCUUGAGUAUUAUCUACUAAGAAACGGAGACCUGUUGGAGUUUAAAAGUAAACUGAGGCUGAUGAAAGUCCGAAUGUUGGAUGGGACGGUGAAGACUUUACAACUGGAUGACAGCAGCACUGUUGAACAACUCAUGAUCACCAUCUGUGCCAAGAUUGGUAUAUCAAACCACGAAGAGUAUUCAUUGGUACACGAACUGACGGAUGUGGAGAAGGAGGUGACGAUGACGAUGCGGAGAGGUAGGUCCAUUGCUAAGAACCAGAAGAAACUGGAUGAGUUAAAGAGGAAACUUCAUACCGAUGAUGAAUUGAAUUGGUUGGACCACACAAAAACCUUGAGAGAACAAUCUGUUGAGGCCAAUGAAACGUUAUUGCUGAUGAGGAAAUAUUUUUUCUCUGAUCAGAAUGUUGAUGCACGUGAUCCUAUACAGUUGAAUCUGCUCUAUGUGCAGACAAGAGACGCCAUUUUGAAUGGUGCUCAUCCCAUCCAAUUAGAAGAGGCCAUUCAAUUUGCUGGCCUGCAAUGUCACAUUCAGUUCUCGGAUUAUGACCCAAACAAGCAUAAACCUGGAUUUCUUGAACUGAAAGAGUUCUUGCCAAAAGAAUAUUCAAAAGUGAAAGGAAUUGAAAAGAAGAUUUUUACAGAGCACAAGAAACACGCAGGCAUUAACGAGGUGGACUGCAAGGUUGCAUACAACACUCUUGCCAGAUCAUUAAAAACUUAUGGAAUCGCUUUCUUUCUUGUUAAGGAAAAAUUGAAAGGUAAGAAUAAGUUAGUACCUCGUUUGCUAGGCAUUACAAAGGACAGCGUCGUCAGAGUUGAUGAGAAAACUAAAGAGAUAUUGAAGACGUGGCCGCUGACAACAGUCAGAAGAUGGGCCGCCUCCCCAAAUACAUUCACACUGGACUUUGGAGAUUAUGCAGACGCAUAUUAUUCAGUACAGACAAUGGAAGGUGAGCAGAUGUCCAGGUUGAUCGCUGGCUACAUUGAUAUAAUUCUCAAGAAGGUUGUCGUCGUUGUUGUUGUUGUUGUCGUCGUUGUUGUUGUUGAUAGCAUCAUCAUCAUCGUCGCCACCAACAACAACAGAAACUAUCAAAGGAUUACCAGUCAGGCAGUCUGGAGGAGGAGUCAACUAUGUAUGAAGACAGCGUUGCUCCCGCCAAGUUAG